CCGAAUACCCGAACUUGAUCCCUUCUCUCUUCUUCCCCCCUGCGCGUCCGCUCCGAGAGCUUCGUCGUCGCGAUCAAAGCCUGGUUUUUGCCCUUUGGUUUCUCUCUGUAGUUAUCCUUUCUCGAUUCGGUUCCAAUUUGAGGGAGAAAGAGAGGAACAUAGGGAAGGGGGGGCGCGAGAUGGCGGGGGAGGAGGAGAGGAGGAAGAGAGUGGAAUCGCUGGGAUGGCUGACGGAGUCGUCGGUGAUGCCAAAGAAGCGCAAGGCCAUCGAGGGCGUCGGCGCAUCCUCCAUCGUGGAGCUCAAGGCGCAGCUCUACCGCACCCAGGAGCAGGCCCGCAAGGCCAAGGAGUCCGCCCCUGAUUCCUCUUCCGAGUUCCUCCGCGCCAAGAAGAAGGCCCUUGCUUCCGACCUCUUCUCCCAGAAGAACUCCGGCGUCGAUUCCCGCGCUAAAAAAGACAAGCUGGAGAUGAAAGCUGUAAAUGAUGGCUCAGCUAGUUAUGCAGCUUUAGAGAGGAAAGCCGAGCUAUAUGAGAAACUAGCUCGAGGUCAACUUCCAGAUGAAGAAGACAAAGAGAAAUACUGUGUGGAUUUCUUCAGCAAGAGUCUUGAGCAAGAUGAACCAGAGCAGCCAGAAGGCCAUGACGGUAAUCAUUUUGUACCACCAGAAAAUGAAGAUGAUGAUGCUGAUGUCGCACCUUUAAAUGCAAAACCGAUUGGUCCUGGUCGUACAAGUGCCACGGUAGACAAUGACGAGCAUAAACGUUUCGUAAGGGAAGUUCAUGAGGAGGUCAAUCAGGCAAGGCAAAAGGCAACGACACUCAAGUUGCGCAGGCAGGAACAAGAGGUUGCUCGCAGGGAGAAACUUAGGCAGGCUUAUCUCAGAAAACAGCUAGAGAAAUUGACUUCUGCAAAACAAACCAGUUCAGCUGACAACUGCUCACCGGUUGUAGAUCCAGAGGGUGUUGCACUAAAAUAAUUGUUACGUGUGUCAUUUUCUCCAAAGUGUCCAUGUAGAAGGGACGCUCUAUGAAAAUUUUGAGUUCAUUUGAGCGACAUGAUCUAUGUGCAACAAUUAUUAGCAAUAAUCUAUCAUUCAACAUACCAACAUAUUAUCCA
Phoenix dactylifera (date palm) is the source of this 1117-nucleotide messenger RNA. RefSeq lists its product as uncharacterized. Gene Ontology annotation, cellular component: nucleus. The record is from RefSeq and is a predicted model, not a curated record. Lineage: Eukaryota; Viridiplantae; Streptophyta; Magnoliopsida; Arecales; Arecaceae.